Messenger RNA from Anthostomella pinea, 2109 nucleotides. NCBI's taxonomy places the organism in Eukaryota, Fungi, Ascomycota, Sordariomycetes, Xylariales, Xylariaceae. The record is from the annotation of a GenBank genome assembly.
AUGUCCGAACCAGAACCAGCCAAUGGGCCCGUCGAGUCCCCGGCCGGUAACAAGGCAGGUGCCCCCAAGGAUCGCAGUUGUCCCUUCUGCGGCCAGGCCUUCACGUCGUCGUCGCUUGGUAGGCAUCUGGAUCUCUACAUCAAGGAGAAGAAUCCGAAGCCUCCGGACCGCGUUCACGAUGUCGACGCCAUCCGCAAGAUGCGUGGUACCAUCACCAGGCGCCAGCCAAGGGGCUCGCUGGCGCGUCGAGACAGCUGCAAUCCCGCCACGCCUGCCGCCUCGACCUCGUCCCGAAAGAGCCCGCCGCCCGACGCCAGUGCCGGAAGACCCUCCGGCCUCCCGAAGGAGAGCCAUUUCGUCGUCGACCAUCCAACUACCCCCAAGUAUCCCUUCCAGCCGACGUGGGAGGCCACCGGCGUCAUGAACGACAUACCCGCGCGGAACGGCGACCCCAAGACCACCUGGGAUGAGACCAACACCGGCCCGGAAUCCUCUACCGCGCCGCCACACACGCAACCACCCGCGCAAUCACACACGCAGCGCGCCCCGAGCAGAGCAGCCCAGAAGGUGCAGCUAGACACGAAGCACAAGUUGGCCGAUGCCAUGGACACCGCUCGAGCUGCCGAGUUGGCCCUGAGGGAGCUGCUCGGCUCCUGGAGAGCCGCAAAGUACGCCCACCCAGAAUUUCCCCCUCUGCUAUUGCCCUUGCCCUCGCCAUUUGCCUUGCCACCCGUGCUGUAUUAUGUGCUAAUUGGCUGCAAUUUCAGACAGCAGAUCGAUAUGAACUCGUUGCCCUUCGACUUCGAUCUCCUUUCGCUCGACUUCCCUGCCCUCACCCUGCAGUGCCUCCAGGCUCCUCCUACCCUAUUCUCGUCCACGCCCCACCCGACCUCGACGUCGUGGUCCAUCAACCCACCCGCGCACAAGCAGUACGAGGCCUUGCAGAUGUACUUCCAGGACGAGUUCCAGAAGUGGAGAGUCGCCUGCGCCAUGGCCAAUACCGCCGCCGCCGAAGACCUGUCGUACCCUCCAUCCAAUACCCACUUCCCCAGGAACGUCCGGGACGAUGUGAACAAAGCGGAGAGAGCCGCCGCGUCGCUGGAGAAGCAGGUUAACGAGCAUCUGCUGUCCACCUACCACGUCUGGGAGCAGCUCACCCCGCAGAGGCGGAGCGAGCUGUGGGGUCUCGAGCUCGCACGUGGCGUGGGAAGGAGACAGAAGGAUGUUGAGAAGCUACGGCAGUCGCAGUACGCCACCAAGCAGGAGAAUACAAAUCUCAAGGCCCAGAUUGAGCAGCUGAAUCGUCUGCAACAGCCCAGGGAGUUCAGGUUGGUUCCGCCAGCCACCAUCCCCAUAGAGGAACCACUGCUAGCCUACAUGUUGGGCAUGGGCGCCGAGGGCCAGAUUCAGGUCGUGGGUCUCAACGCCGAAGACCGUCAUGUAGAUCUGAACACCAUGGUGUCCCGCGUCAUCGACCGGUGGAAGACCGUCAUUGUGUCGUCUAGGACUGGUGGCAUGACCGGACAGAGGUCACUUGGACAGACGACACCGACCACCACACCGACCAGUGCCACCUCGGUCCCUGUCCCUGUCCAAGUCCCGGUCCCGGCUCCGCAUCUCCAAUCCCUGGGACAACAGCCGCAGCGGCAAGAACGUCGACAGAGGUCUCUGCCUUCAGCGGCGAGCGGCGCGAGUCAUGAGUCUGCGUCGUCGUCGUCGUCGUCGUCGUUUGCAGCCAACACGGCAAUGGAACCGUCUGCCACCAACGCCGAAAACAGUGAUCAGGACGCCGACGCCGAAAUGGAAGAGGACGACAGCUUCGCAGCAAUAACCCCAGUCGCACCGGAGCCGCCCUCCCGGCAAGAGACGCUCGAGGUGGCUCGGGCAAGGGCUAACGGCCAGCGAGUCUCGGGCAGCACGGAAGCGCGAUUUGGUCUUAAUGGGGCUGGGACUAGUCGUGGGCCCAUGAUGCGGCCGCCGAUUCCCAACAUGAAUGCGACGCCUACGAUGCCAGGGCGAGCAGGCCACAACCAACAUGGACAUUUACAUGGCGAGUACGGUGCGGUUGUCCAAGGCGUUGGGGGCGGCGAUGCAAUGUAUAUGGACUGA